GCUGUUUCCCCUGCCUUUAACUGUUUUUCUCUUCCUCUCAACCAUACCUCCUCCUCUUUCCCUCCUGCUCUCCACCCUCCUGUUUUCCCUGCUUACAAACUGCUUCAACUGCUGGAUAAAAAUAGCAGUGGCAGUGGCCAGGCCAGGCCGGGAGCCAGGUAGAGCCUGAGCAGGCAGGGGGGCCCGGCAGGCCAGGCCCAAAGGGUCAGAGGGAGCAGUCCUGAGAGGCAGGGCUGGGAGUGGGGCCUUCUGGACUCUUCAGCCUGCCCGUUCUGUCUGUCCUGCCCUCCUCACCCCCACACCAAGAGGCAGAAGAGGCCUGUGGGGAAGCAGGGCCAAGACAGGACCUCACACUGCUUCUGCCCCCAGCAAGCACCGGAGGGAGGAAGCUAUCAGCCAGGCAUAACCAAGAACGCCAUCACCAUGACAACCAGUCACCAGCCUCAGGACAGGCUGCCUGCCACCCUAUCCUGGCACCCCCAUCUGGUGGCAGCUCUCUGAACCCCUUCCCCUUCUCCAUAGGCCUUGUGGCACUCACCCAGCCCCACUCUGGGACCUCUGUCCUGUGGGACCUCGGCUGGGAAUUCUCCCUUCCUUUGGGCCUCUCGAUCAAGGCCUCACCUCUCUUCCUCAAGGUACAAAGCCGUCUGGCUUAUCUUCUUCAUGCUGGGUCUGGGGACGCUGCUGCCCUGGAAUUUUUUCAUGACAGCCACUGCGUAUUUCACAAACCGCCUGGACAUGUCCCAAAAUGCGUCCUUGGUCCCUGCUGAACCGAGCAAGGACAUCCAGGCCUCGGCCAGCCCCUCAGCACCCUCGCCAGAGCGGAACUAUCUCAGCGCCAUCUUCAACAACGUCAUGACCUUAUGUGCCAUGCUGCCCCUACUGCUGUUCACCUGCCUCAACUCCUUCCUGCAUCAGAGGAUCCCCCAGUCUGUGCGGAUCCUGGGCAGCCUGGUGGCCAUCCUGUUGGUGUUCCUGGUCACUGCCAUCCUGGUGAAGGUGCCCCUGGAUGCUCCGCCCUUCUUUGUCAUCACCAUGAUCAAGAUCAUGUUCAUUAACUCGUUCGGUGCCAUCCUGCAGGGCAGCCUGUUUGGCCUGGCCGGCCUCCUGCCCGCCAGCUACACAGCCCCCAUCAUGAGUGGUCAGGGCCUGGCAGGCUUCUUUGCCUCUGUGGCCAUGAUCUGCGCCAUCGCCAGUGGCUCGGAGCUGUCGGAAAGUGCCUUCGGCUAUUUUAUCACAGCCUGUGGGGUUAUCAUUUUGACGAUCGCCUGUUAUCUGGGCCUGCCGAGGCUGGAAUUCUACCGCUAUUACCAGCAACUCAAGCUCGAAGGGCCUGGGGAGCAGGAGACCAAGCUGGACCUCAUUAGCAAAGAUCCUUCCACAACCUGUCACCCCCCAGGAGAGGAGUCAAAAGCAGGCCAAGAGGAGGCUGGAGUUUCAGCCCCCAACUCUCAGCCCGCCAACGAAAGCCACUCUGUCUGCGCCAUCCUCAGAAAUAUCUUAGUCCCGGCUCUCUCCGUCUGCUUCGUCUUCACCAUCACCAUUGGGAUGUUUCCUGCCGUGGCUGCUGAGGUCAAGUCCAGCAUUGCGGGCACCAGCGCCUGGAGAGACUACUUCAUUCCUGUGUCCUGUUUCUUGACUUUCAAUAUCUUUGACUGGCUGGGCCGGAGCCUCACAGCCUUCACCAUGUGGCCUGGGAAGGACAGCCGCUGGCUGCCAAUCCUGGUGCUGGCCCGGCUGGCCUUUGUGCCCCUGCUGCUGCUGUGUAACGUCCAUCCCCGCCACAACCUGGCUGUGGUCUUUGAGCACGAUGCCUGGUUCAUCUUCUUCAUGGCUGCCUUCGCCUUCUCCAACGGCUAUCUCGCCAGUCUCUGCAUGUGCUUUGGGCCCAAGAAAGUGAAGCCAGCCGAGGCAGAGACAGCUGGAGCCAUCAUGGCCUUCUUUCUGUCUCUGGGCCUGGCGCUGGGGGCUAUCUUCUCCUUCCUGUUCCGGGCAAUCGUGUGACCGAGGAUGGACGGAAGGAUGGCACCGGCCGCCUGCUCCUGCCUGCCUUCUCCUUCAGAGAUGGGCUGGGGUCCUCUGGAGGUUUUCUCUUCUAGCUGACUUCUGCUGUCUCACAGCCUGUGCUGGGCCCAGCAUCCAGACCUGGAGGAGAGAGCCUCUGAGGAUGGAUGGUGGGGACAUUGUGGGCCUGAGGGUCAGUUGAGGGAGGGGACACGGCCUCUGUGUCUGCUCAUGUCCCCCCACCCCCCACCUGGCUAUGAGAGCAGCAGAGGCUCCUAGUCUCAGAGAGUGUGUGUCAUGUGUCUACCUGUUUGCCUGUACCAGGGGUGGCUAGGGGCCAGGACUGCUUGUUCUGAAGUCUUAUCUGAUAUUUCUGCCCCCUUCUCCCCAUGUGCCUCUUCCCCCUACCUCUCCAUGUUCUUGCCCAUCAUGAACCCUGUACAGUUGCCAUUUUACUGCCUGUUUUUUAAUACUCAAACCAGGUGCCUUCAAAGGCUCUCUGAUUAAAUAAACUUUUUUUUUUUUUUUU
This is a messenger RNA of Balaenoptera musculus (blue whale), 2533 nucleotides long. It is a transcript of the gene SLC29A1, whose product is annotated as solute carrier family 29 member 1 (Augustine blood group). Gene Ontology annotation, molecular function: nucleoside transmembrane transporter activity. The record is from RefSeq and is a predicted model, not a curated record. The transcript has 13 exons. The coding region runs from base 664 to 2004 and encodes 446 amino acids. Gene Ontology annotation, cellular component: plasma membrane. Gene Ontology annotation, biological process: nucleoside transmembrane transport; uridine transmembrane transport. Lineage: Eukaryota; Metazoa; Chordata; Mammalia; Artiodactyla; Balaenopteridae.